AUGCCCAGCGUCCCAGGCUUGACGAGGCUGCUUCCACAGCAUGGCGGGAGUCUCAACGGUGCUUUUACGACGACGAACUGCAAACGAACAGGUCAGGAACAGCUUUUUAUGGUGCCAGCCUCGGUGCAUCUCAUGUUCUACGAAGCUGAAGAGAAGAAUGGAUCGCAGUCAUUGGAGAUGAUGCACGGCAACACACUCCCAAGGGACCAGUCGGACCAUUCGCCACGAGAGGUUUCAGAUGUUUCUUCCAGUGACCAAUCCUGGAGUCUGCUGGAGGAGGUGCAAAGCCGUACCAAAUCGCUUGCCACCGAAAUCAAAGUUGUGGAGAGAACCAUUGAGGCCGUGAGUUCCAAGGUGGACCUCGUGGAGACAAAGAUAGACCAGAACCAGGAGGUCUUACUCGCAAGGUUGGCCGCGUGCCUGGACCGGAUCGAGAAGCCGUGCCGGGAGAACCAAGCCGAGCAGCACGUGCCGGACGAGAAGUACCAGAUCCUGCUGCAGAAAGUGGCAGCUCUUGAGGCUGACAGUGCCAGGAAGAUGGAGGAGUCCCAGAAACAGAUCCGCGACUUGCAGGAGAUUGUGGCGGAAAUGAAGGCAGAUCAGUUGACACCUCCAGGGCCCACCCACAAGACCUUCUAUGUACAUUGGAAAAACAUUGCACCAGGAGGAUAUGUUAUUGCGGAGUUGGCUUUUUUCAAUUGGCCCCUCAGCAUGACUGCUGGCAAACUUCUAGAAGAGGUGGUUUGCCGAUUGAGCCGCCGUAGCGAGGGAAAGGAUUGUGAUCUCCAGAAGAAGUUGAAGGAGGGCAAACCCCUCCUGAUGCUGGGGGAUGUGGGUGGUUCCUCUGCCAGCCGGGCGCGGGCGCCUUCGAAGGGCGUGGACUUCGAGGAAGCGCUGGGCGAUGAUGUGCCCAUGGAGCUGUGGACGCGACAGCUGCGAGGCUCCUUCCACCGCUCGGUGCUGGCCUUUCCCCCCAAGCCACGCAGCGGCUGCACGUGGACGGCGCUGGGCGCUGGACGGCUGCUGCUGCUGGGGGGACGCAGCCAGGGGCGCUGCCUGGCCGAUGUGCACAUUCUGCAACUGCAGGGGCCCAAAAUGCCUUCGAAGACUGACAGGAGCCCAAAAAGCGAGGACAGAGGGGAAGAUAGCGACAGCGAGGCGGAAGCCAUCUUUUUCGCCUCGUAUCGUGCUGCCUGUGGUUCUGGCAAGCCGCCCAAAGCACAGAAAAGUCCUCAGGAGAUGGUGAAGCGACGAGGCUCAGACUCUGAGACAGAUUCCGAGGAGGAACCUGAGAGGUCCAAGAUGUCAAACCUCAGCCGUGCCAUGCCUUGCAGCACGCAGGAAGUCUUGGCAAUGGCCUCGCAGGUGAAAAAAAACACCAAGCCCCAGCGGGAAGAGCCGAAGGGCCUGCCAGCCCAAAGUCGCAGAAAGAGUGGAGGUGAUGACUUCCCGGAAGCGCGCUGGAGACAACCGCAGGCGUUGGAAGAACACACACCGCCGAGGCCACGUGCAGGGCACAGCGCGGUGCUGCAGGUGCCUGUGCUUUGCGGCGAGACCCCUGCGGUGCUGGUGUACGGCGGCUUGGGAGACGGUGGGCUUCCUUUGGGCGAUACCUACGAGCUUCGUAUCCUUGAAACAGAGGAUCAAUCCCUGGAGUUUGUUUGGAGCCUCUUGGACGCCGGAGGCAAGGAGCACUGCGAGACAGCCCCUUGGGAACACCAAAGUGCGCCCAGGCCGAGGGCAUGUCACUCUGCGGUGUUUUGGUCUGGAAGUCAGCGAAGCAUGGUGGUGUUUGGUGGUCUUGGCAUGGGGUUGGAGGGCGAACCGAAAGCUCAAGGGGAUUGCUGGCUGUACCUUGUGAGUCAACGAAGUGCGCAGGCAGUUGGUGGCUGGAAGCGUCCAACACUGACAGGCGGCGCCCCAGCGCGACGCUGGGGACAUGGCGCCUGUAUGGUGGGUGAUGCCAUGCUGAUCUGCGGGGGCAUGGAUGCCACUGGCCAGCUGGGAGAUUGCUGGCUGUUGCAGCUGCAGUCCAUGCGAUGGGAGCAACUAGAGACGUCCAUCCCCAAGGAGCUGGGCCGGUGCCAAGCACUUUGGUCUUCAUCAGAGCAAGCUGCCGUGAUUUGGAGCUGCCAUGGAUCUUGGUGUUUCGUCCCAGGAAAAGAGCCAGAGAAGGAGAAAUCCACCAACGCCUCUCCCUGGAGCUCCAAGUUCCCCAAACUGGACGACCUCAGGCUCCCAUUGGCAGACGCCAUGGCCCCAGCACCUGCCGUGGGGACGCCCAAGGCUUCGCUGCCCCCGGUGCGCGCGGGGCCGUGGAAGGCGUGCCGCGGCGAGGCGGAGGCCUUCCACCAGUCCUGGCCGCAGCAGGUCACGCCGCGGAAGGAGAAGCGCUCGGUGAACUCGGCCGUGGGACGGGAGCGGCCACGCAAGGCCAGCCGCGAGGUGCAAGGGCGGGAGCUGGGCCCGGUGAAACCGCCGAGGGCAAGGCCGCCCAUGAAGUGCUGAUGCGGCAAC
Messenger RNA from Cladocopium goreaui, 2517 nucleotides. The record is from the annotation of a GenBank genome assembly. NCBI's taxonomy places the organism in Eukaryota, Dinophyceae, Suessiales, Symbiodiniaceae.